UGCGUAAAAACCAAAACUAAUUUAAUUUACCCUACUUCUACCUCCUCUCGAUCAAUCCAAGCCACAGCGAGUUUUCUUCCAUAGCCCAGGUUAUGGAGGUCCAAACACCCCCACCAAAGCGCAAGCCAGUACUGACCCGAAUGAACACGUACGUAGCCAACAGCUGGGUGGGCAAGCGGUUCAAGCUGGCCGAGCGCAACUCCACCUUCACCACCGAGCUCCGAGCCGGCACCGCUACGUUCCUCACAAUGGCCUACAUCCUCGCCGUCAACGCCUCCAUCCUCACAGACUCCGGCGGGACAUGCUCGGUCUCCGACUGCAUCAGCCUCUGCUCCGAUCCCUCCAUCUCUGUCCUCAACUGCUCCGGGCCCAACCUCCGGGUCAUCCAGCCGGACGCGUCCUGCAAGUUCAACCCUGUCAACCCGGGUUACGAGUCCUGCCUCGAGAGAAUACGCAAGGACUUGAUAGUAGCCACCGUGGCUUCUUCUCUUAUCGGGUGCGUCAUAAUGGGUGUCUUUGCUAAUCUUCCUUUGGCUUUGGCUCCGGGUAUGGGUACCAAUGCUUAUUUCGCUUACACGGUUGUGGGGUUUCACGGGUCGGGAAGUGUCUCCUACAGCAGCGCCUUGGCCGCCAUUUUUAUCGAAGGUUUGAUCUUCUUGGCAAUUUCAGCAGUUGGGUUACGAACCAAACUUGCCAAACUCGUCCCAAAACCCGUCCGAAUCAGCUCAUCAGCCGGCAUCGGUCUAUUCUUGGCUUUUAUUGGGUUACAAAACAACGAAGGAAUCGGGUUGAUCGGCUACAGCUCGUCAACCCUGGUGACACUGGGAGCCUGCCCGGCAUCCUCUCGGGUCUCCCUCGCCCCUGUUAUAACCGCAGCGAACGGGACAGUUAGUUUACUCCCAGGAGGUACCGUCUCAGGGGGAAUUUACUGCCUCCGAGACACCAUGGAGAGCCCAACAUUUUGGCUCGGAAUCGUCGGGUUCGUAAUUAUUGCAUAUUGCCUGGUGAAAGACGUUAAAGGCGCGAUGAUUUACGGAAUAGUAUUCGUAACAGCGGUGUCGUGGUUCCGGAAUACGAAGGUAACGGCGUUUCCGAAUACGGAAGCGGGGGAUACGGCGUACGAGUAUUUCAAGAAGGUAGUGGAUGUGCAUGCGAUAAAAAACACGGCGGGGGCAUUGAGCUUUAGUAGUAUCGGAAAAGGUUCCUUUUGGCAAGCUCUGGUCACGUUCUUGUACGUGGACAUACUGGAUACGACCGGUACGUUGUACUCGAUGGCCCGGUUCGCCGGCUUCGUGGAUGAAAACGGCGAUUUCGAGGGGCAAUAUUUCGCUUUCAUGUCGGACGCCACGUCAAUUGUGGUGGGGUCGUUGCUAGGUACUUCACCGGUGACGGCGUUCGUAGAAUCGUCGACGGGAAUUAGGGAGGGAGGAAGAACAGGGCUAACGGCGCUUACGGCGGCGGGAUACUUCAUGUUGGCUUUUUUCAUAACGCCGUUACUGGCGUCGAUACCAGCGUGGGCGGUGGGACCGCCGUUGAUACUGGUGGGGGUGUUAAUGAUGAAGUCGGUGGUGGAGAUAGACUGGAACGAUAUGAGGGAGGCAAUCCCAGCAUUUGCGACGAUGAUAUUGAUGCCUUUGACUUAUUCAAUAGCGUAUGGGCUUAUUGGUGGGAUCGGGACUUACAUUGUAUUGCACCUCUGGGAUUGGGGUCACGCACUUUUGGUGAGACUUGGAAUGGUGAAGCCAGUACAUGGGGGAUUGGUCAAUGGGACACCUCAUCCUACUUCCGCUUCUAAUUCUCCUCGUUCAAGUCUCAAACCACUCGAGGUCUAAUCUAAUUGGAGGGGACCAUGUUAAUUUGCUUUUGUUUUUUAGUUCUUUUGAUUAAGAAUAUUCCACUUUUCGUUGUUGUUCUGUCUCUGGUAAAACAACUGGGAAUUAAGAAGAUUAGAAAUAGUGGAUUAUCCCGAUCAGAGCCAGAUCAGGCAUUAUUUAUUUAUUGUUAUGUAAAUAAAUAUAAAAUAUUUCAAUGCUUAGUUGUA
Molecule: messenger RNA, 2041 nt
Organism: Juglans regia (Persian walnut)
Lineage: Eukaryota; Viridiplantae; Streptophyta; Magnoliopsida; Fagales; Juglandaceae
Product: adenine/guanine permease AZG1
Exons: 1
Coding region: 93-1832 (579 amino acids)
Biological process (GO): transmembrane transport
Cellular component (GO): plasma membrane
Molecular function (GO): purine nucleobase transmembrane transporter activity
Source: RefSeq, a predicted model, not a curated record